Molecule: messenger RNA, 1341 nt
Organism: Dovyalis caffra
Lineage: Eukaryota; Viridiplantae; Streptophyta; Magnoliopsida; Malpighiales; Salicaceae
Source: the annotation of a GenBank genome assembly
AUGGGGUGUGGGGAUUUCUUCUUUACGCUACUAGUAACCUUCUCAGUAGCCCUUAUAACAUACAACAUCCUUAUAUCAGCAAAUACACCACUUAAGCAAGACCUACCAGGUCCAUCUUCAAGAUCAUCACUUUCAGUUGACCCAAUAAUCAAGAUGCCAGUAGAAAGAUCAGGAAAAUCAAGCUUUGGUAAAAAGAGACUGUUUCAUACAGCUGUGACAGCUUCUGAUUCUGUGUAUAAUACUUGGCAGUGUAGGGUUAUGUAUUAUUGGUACAAGAAGCAUAAAGAUGGACCCAAUAGUGAAAUGGGAGGGUUCACUAGGAUCUUGCAUUCUGGAAAGCCUGAUCAGUUUAUGGAGGAAAUCCCAACUUUUAUAGCACAGCCCUUGCCUUCUGGGAUGGAUCAGGGCUAUAUAGUUCUCAACAGACCUUGGGCAUUUGUGCAAUGGCUUCAGAAGGCAGACAUAAAAGAAGAUUACAUACUGAUGGCAGAGCCAGACCAUAUUAUUGUUAAGCCUAUUCCAAACCUAUCUAAAGAUGGCCUUGGAGCUGCAUUUCCUUUCUUUUACAUUGAGCCUAAAAAGUAUGAGUCUGUCCUCCGCAAGUACUUUCCUGAGGAUAAGGGACCUAUAACAAACAUCGACCCCAUAGGAAAUUCUCCUGUCAUCAUUGGGAAGGAAUCUCUUAAGAAGAUUGCUCCCACUUGGAUGAAUGUCUCCUUGGCAAUGAAAAAGGAUCCUGAAACAGAUAAAGCUUUUGGCUGGGUGCUUGAAAUGUAUGCUUAUGCUGUAUCAUCUGCUCUACAUGGUGUUGGUAACAUCCUGUACAAGGACUUAAUGAUUCAGCCUCCUUGGGAUACAGAAAUUGGCAAAAAGUUCAUAAUUCAUUACACUUACGGAUGUGACUAUGAUAUGAAGGGUAAAUUAACCUAUGGAAAGAUUGGAGAAUGGAGGUUUGACAAAAGAUCUUAUGAUACUGUGGCACCCCCAAAAACCUUCCCUUGCCUCCGCCAGGUGUUCCAGAGAGUGUGGUUACUCUGGGUUGUGGAGAUUUGCAUGUAUGUUCUACAUCAAUUUGAAUCCCAUGCAAGCCUCGGUAAUCGUUGGAAGUCUGGAAACUGCAAUAUACUGGCUGGCAAUGGUACUAAAUUACGGCCAUUAAUGGCUGAUGUACACAACUUACAGUUUCUUCCAACAGUGUCUUACUACGCAUAUCCGAUUGCUCGAGUAUUCCUAAAUGUUGAGACGCACGAGCCUUCUCUUCUUUUGUGCUUGAUUGUGUUGAGCUAUGUAUGCUGUUACAGGCAUGUACCUUUAAACAGAGGACAGUCUUCUCGCAUGUAA